CAUUUAUACAAAACCUCGUUCCACUAUACAUAUCUAUGACAAAUAUGGCAUAAUGUGGCGGGGCUUGAGCAUGAGGACUCUCCUGAUUAUUUGUGUUUGCAUGACCAUACUCUACAACUCAAUCUCUGCAGAUUGUAACAAAGUAGCUGUUAGCAAUUCCCUGAUACGAGACAAUAAUUUGCCUGCGAAAGAGGAGGUGGUGUUUUAUUUGGUGACGCCAUGGUGGAUACCAUCUAUUCGGCCGUGGAAGCCCUGGGAUGUACGAACAUACCAAUUGCUUUUACUGGAAGUGGAUGGCCGUCUUAUGGAACUGGAGAUAAUGCUUAUGUUGCUACCAUGGAAAAUGCCCAGAUGUACAACAAUAAUCUAAUCAAACGUGUUUUGUCUAACAUAGGGACGCCCAAGAGACCUUGGAAAAGCAUGGAGGUUUUCAUCAUUGCUCUUUUAAAAGAGAAGAUGAAAGGAGGGGAUGAGACGGAGCGUCACUUCGGCCUCUUCUACCCGAA
Messenger RNA from Cryptomeria japonica (Japanese cedar), 506 nucleotides. RefSeq lists its product as uncharacterized. The transcript is spliced from 2 exons. Bases 53 to 370 code for a protein of 105 amino acids. The record is from RefSeq and is a predicted model, not a curated record. NCBI's taxonomy places the organism in Eukaryota, Viridiplantae, Streptophyta, Pinopsida, Cupressales, Cupressaceae.